AUGCCCGAAUCUCGCUCAACAGAACCGCUCGUAUGGAUCGACUGCGAGAUGACGGGCCUCGACCCUGACACCGACACCAUCCUGUCUCUCGCCUGCUUCAUCACCGACGCCCAGCUCAACCUUGUCGACGCACAAGGCUACGAAGCCAUCAUCCGCCACUCGCCCGCUCAAAUGGACAGCAUGGGCGACUGGUGCAAAGCCCACCACGGCGCCAGUGGCCUCACACAAGCAUGUCUAUCAUCGACCACCGCCGCAGCCACCGCGGCCGAGGAACUCUUCGCCUACAUUCGCCAGCACGUCCCGGAGCCGCGUCGCGCUCUGCUGGCGGGCAACACGGUGCACGCGGACAAGGCUUUCCUCCUCAAAGCACCGUGGAGGAAGGUGGUCAAGCAUCUGCAUCACCGCAUUCUGGACGUCAGUGCGAUCAAGGAGGCCGCCCGCCGCUGGGCGCCAGAGGAGCUGCUGCAGUCCAGCCCGCAAAAGGCCGGCAAACACGAGGCCAAGGCGGACAUCUUGGAGAGCAUUGAGGAAGCCCGGUAUUACCGCAAGAGCUUUUUUCUUACGAAGACAUGA
This is a messenger RNA of Neohortaea acidophila, 573 nucleotides long. Its product is annotated as ribonuclease H-like domain-containing protein. The coding region runs from base 1 to 573 and encodes 190 amino acids. The transcript has a single exon. Gene Ontology annotation, molecular function: nucleic acid binding; 3'-5'-RNA exonuclease activity. Gene Ontology annotation, cellular component: mitochondrion. Lineage: Eukaryota; Fungi; Ascomycota; Dothideomycetes; Mycosphaerellales; Teratosphaeriaceae. The record is from RefSeq and is a predicted model, not a curated record.